Messenger RNA from Salvelinus fontinalis (brook trout), 16053 nucleotides. RefSeq names its product NIMA-related kinase 7 (gene nek7). The transcript is spliced from 10 exons. Gene Ontology annotation, molecular function: ATP binding; protein kinase activity. NCBI's taxonomy places the organism in Eukaryota, Metazoa, Chordata, Actinopteri, Salmoniformes, Salmonidae. Bases 292 to 1203 code for a protein of 303 amino acids. Gene Ontology annotation, biological process: protein phosphorylation. The record is from RefSeq and is a predicted model, not a curated record.
UACCCCGCCCCUUCGCUCCGGGAAUCCAGAGUUGUUUACAUUACUGCCACGGGUCAGGAAUGGUAAGGACCUGACGGACUCUUUCUGAACACGUAACUAGCUAGCUACCUAUUCAACUCAUUUUACAAUUAGAGGUCUUCUGUUUUAGCGCACAGGGAAACUCGACUGCAGCACGACUUUGGAUUGGAAAAGUAAGCCCCUAAGCAAAGACAACCGCCAUCACCACCAGAAGACCGAAGGAAUAGUGAGGCUCCCACUUCCUGAGGUGUGAGUGACUGAUCUUCUGACACCAUGGACAUGGACACCCAAUCACAAGGCCAGCAGGCAGCAGUACCCUCGUUCCAGCCACAGCCGCUCCAGCCGGACAUGGGCCACAACUCUCUGGCUAACUUCCUGAUUGAGAAGAAGAUUGGGCGUGGCCAGUUCAGUGAGGUGUACCGGGCCAGGUACCUGAUGGACAACACCUCCAUGGCCCUUAAGAAGGUUCAGAUAUUCGACUUGAUGGAUGCCAAAGCUCGGCAAGAUUGCAUCAAAGAAAUAGAUCUCCUAAAGCAACUGAACCACCCCAACGUGAUCAAGUACCAUGCAUCAUUUAUUGAGGAGAACGAGCUGAACAUUGUGUUGGAGCUGGCUGAUGCUGGGGACCUCUCCCGGAUGAUCAAGCACUUUAAGAAGCAGCGGAGGUUGAUUCCAGAGAGGACCGUGUGGAAGUACUUUGUCCAGCUGUGCAGUGCGCUGGAACACAUGCACUCUCGACGGGUCAUGCACAGAGAUAUCAAGCCAGCUAAUGUGUUCAUAACUGCCACAGGAGUGGUGAAGCUGGGAGAUCUGGGACUGGGAAGAUUCUUCAGUUCCAAAACCACCGCUGCCCAUUCUCUAGUGGGCACCCCCUACUACAUGUCUCCAGAGAGAAUACAUGAAAAUGGAUACAACUUCAAAUCUGACAUCUGGUCGCUAGGCUGCCUGCUCUACGAGAUGGCAGCUCUCCAGAGCCCGUUCUACGGUGAUAAGAUGAACCUGUACUCUCUUUGUAAGAAGAUAGAGCAGUGUGACUACCCUCCACUUCCAUCCGACCACUACUCUGAAGAGCUGAGAAAAGUGGUAGAUAUGUGUAUUAACCCCGACCCAGAGAAGAGGGCUGACAUCAUAGACGUGUAUGAUAUUGCCAAACACAUGCAACGCCAGACGCAGCUGGGCAGCUAAGUCUUCACGGGAGACACACUACGACCUGCACUCCAAUCUUCCUCUCCUCUCCUCCUCUCCUCUCCUCCUCUUUCCUCACCUCCACAGAAGGACAGGCAGACAUCGAUGUUGUCUUUCACACAAUCAUGUAUGCAGAAGUUCAGUUGUUCAGAGGUUUCUGUAAUGUUAAGGUUGUUUUUGUUUAUGAGAAGGGAAUGCUGUCUCCCAGAUGUCUAUCUCCCAGAUAUGUCCUCUAUCUAUUCCCAUUGAGCUUAAAGAUGGCUGCAGCUAAGAAUCUUUACAUGUUCUGUUGGUGCCCCCUGCCCUGCCCUGCCUGGCCCUGCCCUGCCCUGCCUGGCCCUGCCCUGCCUGGCACUGCCCUGCCUGGCCCUGCCCUGCCUGGCACUGCCCUGCCUGGCCCUGCCCUGCCUGGCCCUGCCUGGCACUACCCUGCCUGGCCCUGCCCUGCCUGGCCCUGCCCUGCCUGGCCCUGCCCUGUCCUGCCCUGCCUGGCCCUGCCCUGCCUGGCCCUGCCCUGCCUUAGACCGCUGCGUCACUCGGGAGGCCCGGUCCUGAUGUUGUUAAGUAGAAAUAGCAGCAUAUGUACUGUCUACGUAUGUACACAGCCUGUAUCACAGAGGAAUCUGCAGUAUGAAUGUUGAGUGUUGUACUGUUAGUUAGUUUAGUAACACAACAUCCUGUUAGUUAGUUUAGUAACACAACAUCCUGCUAGUUAGUUUAGUAACACAACAUCCUGUUAGUUUAGUAACACAACAUCCUGUUAGUUUAGUAACACAACAUCCUGUUAGUUAGUUUAGUAACACAACAUCCUGCUAGUUAGUUUAGUAACACAACAUCCUGUUAGUUUAGUAACACAACAUCCUGUUAGUUUAGUAACACAACAUCCUGUUAGUUAGUUUAGUAACACAACAUCCUGUUAGUUAGUUUAGUAACACAACAUCCUGUUAGUUAGUUAGUUUAGUAACACAACAUCCUGUUAGUUUAGUAACACAACAUCCUGUUAGUUAGUUUAGUAACACAACAUCCUGUUAGUUUAGUAACACAACAUCCUGUUAGUUAGUUUAGUAACACAACAUCCUGUUAGUUAGUUUAGUAACACAACAUCCUGUUAGUUAGUUAGUUUAGUAACACAACAUCCUGUUAGUUAGUUAGUUUAGUAACACAACAUCCUGUUAGUUAGUUAGUUUAGUAACACAACAUCCUGUUAGAUAGUUUAGUAACACAACAUCCUGUUAGUUGGUUUAGUAACACAACAUCCUGUUAGUUAGUUUAGUAACACAACAUCCUGUUAGUUAGUUUAGUAACACAACAUCCUGCUAGUUAGUUUAGUAACACAACAUCCUGUUAGUUAGUUUAGUAACACAACAUCCUGUUAGUUAGUUUAGUAACACAACAUCCUGUUAGUUAGUUUAGUAACACAACAUCCUGUUAGUUUAGUAACACAACAUCCUGUUAGUUUAGUAACACAACAUCCUGUUAGUUAGUUUAGUAACACAACAUCCUGCUAGUUAGUUUAGUAACACAACAUCCUGUUAGUUAGUUUAGUAACACAACAUCCUGCUAGUUAGUUUAGUAACACAACAUCCUGUUAGUUAGUUUAGUAACACAACAUCCUGCUAGUUAGUUUAGUAACACAAUAUCCUGUUAGUUAGUUUAGUAACACAUCAUCCUGCUAGUUAGUUUAGUAACACAACAUCCUGUUAGUUAGUUUAGUAACACAACAUCCUGUUAGUUAGUUUAGUAACACAACAUCCUGUUAGUUAGUUUAGUAACACAACAUCCUGUUAGUUAGUUUAGUAAAACAACAUCCUGUUAGUUUAGUAACACAACAUCCUGUUAGUUAGUUUAGUAACACAACAUCCUGUUAGUUUAGUAACACAACAUCCUGUUAGUUAGUUUAGUAACACAACAUCCUGCUAGUUAGUUUAGUAACACAACAUCCUGCUAGUUAGUUUAGUAACACAACAUCCUGCUAGUUAGUUUAGUAACACAACAUCCUGUUAGUUAGUUUAGUAACACAACAUCCUGUUAGUUAGUUUAGUAACACAACAUCCUGUUAGUUAGUUUAGUAACACAACAUCCUGUUAGUUAGUUUAGUAACACAACAUCCUGUUAGUUAGUUUAGUAACACAACAUCCUGUUAGUUUAGUAACACAACAUUCUGUUAGUUUAGUAACACAACAUCCUGUUAGUUAGUUUAGUAACACAACAUCCUGUUAGUUAGUUUAGUAACACAACAUCCUGUUAGUUUAGUAACACAACAUCCUGUUAGUUUAGUAACACAACAUCCUGUUAGUUAGUUUAGUAACACAACAUCCUGUUAGUUAGUUUAGUAACACAACAUCCUGUUAGUUUAGUAACACAACAUCCUGUUAGUUUAGUAACACAACAUCCUGUUAGUUAGUUUAGUAACACAACAUCCUGUUAGUUAGUUUAGUAACACAACAUCCUGUUAGUUUAGUAACACAACAUCCUGUUAGUUUAGUAACACAACAUCCUGUUAGUUUAGUAACACAACAUCCUGUUAGUUAGUUUAGUAACACAACAUCCUGUUAGUUAGUUUAGUAACACAACAUCCUGUUAGUUAGUUUAGUAACACAACAUCCUGCUAGUUAGUUUAGUAACACAACAUCCUGCUAGUUAGUUUAGUAACACAACAUCCUGUUAGUUAGUUUAGUAACACAACAUCCUGCUAGUUAGUUUAGUAACACAACAUCCUGCUAGUUAGUUUAGUAACACAACAUCAUGUUAGUUAGUUUAGUAACACAACAUCCUGUUAGUUAGUUUAGUAACACAACAUCCUGCUAGUUAGUUUAGUAACACAACAUCCUGUUAGUUAGUUUAGUAACACAACAUCCUGUUAGUUUAGUAACACAACAUCCUGUUAGUUAGUUUAGUAACACAACAUCCUGCUAGUUAGUUUAGUAACACAACAUCCUGCUAGUUUAUUAACACAACAUCCUGUUAGUUAGUUUAGUAACACAACAUCCUGUUAGUUAGUUAGUUUAGUAACACAACAUCCUGCUAGUUUAGUAACACAACAUCCUGUUAGUUAGUUUAGUAACACAACAUCCUGUUAGUUUAGUAACACAACAUCCUGUUAGUUAGUUAGUUUAGUAACACAACAUCCUGUUAGUUAGUUAGUUUAGUAACACAACAUCCUGUUAGUUUAGUAACACAACAUCCUGUUAGUUAGUUUAGUAACACAACAUCCUGUUAGUUUAGUAACACAACAUCCUGUUAGUUUAGUAACACAACAUCCUGUUAGUUAGUUUAUUAACACAACAUCCUGUUAGUUAGUUUAGUAACACAACAUCCUGUUAGUUAGUUAGUUUAGUAACACAACAUCCUGCUAGUUUAGUAACACAACAUCCUGUUAGUUAGUUUAGUAACACAACAUCCUGUUAGUUAGUUUAGUAACACAACAUCCUGUUAGUUUAGUAACACAACAUCCUGUUAGUUUAGUAACACAACAUCCUGUUAGUUAGUUUAGUAACACAACAUCCUGCUAGUUAGUUUAGUAACACAACAUCCUGUUAGUUAGUUUAGUAACACAACAUCCUGUUAGUUAGUUUAGUAACACAACAUCCUGUUAGUUAGUUUAGUAACACAACAUCCUGCUAGUUAGUUUAGUAACACAACAUCCUGUUAGUUAGUUUAGUAACACAACAUCCUGUUAGUUAGUUUAGUAACACAACAUCCUGUUAGUUUAGUAACACAACAUCCUGUUAGUUAGUUUAGUAACACAACAUCCUGUUAGUUAGUUUAGUAACACAACAUCCUGUUAGUUUAGUAACACAACAUCCUGUUAGUUAGUUUAGUAACACAACAUCCUGUUAGUUUAGUAACACAACAUCCUGUUAGUUAGUUUAGUAACACAACAUCCUGUUAGUUUAGUAACACAACAUCCUGUUAGUUAGUUUAGUAACACAACAUCCUGCUAGUUAGUUUAGUAACACAACAUCCUGCUAGUUAGUUUAGUAACACAACAUCCUGUUAGUUAGUUUAGUAACACAACAUCCUGUUAGUUAGUUUAGUAACACAACAUCCUGUUAGUUAGUUUAGUAACACAACAUCCUGUUAGUUAGUUUAGUAACACAACAUCCUGUUAGUUUAGUAACACAACAUCCUGUUAGUUAGUUUAGUAACACAACAUCCUGUUAGUUAGUUUAGUAACACAACAUCCUGUUAGUUUAGUAACACAACAUCCUGUUAGUUUAGUAACACAACAUCCUGUUAGUUUAGUAACACAACAUCCUGUUAGUUAGUUUAGUAACACAACAUCCUGCUAGUUAGUUUAGUAACACAACAUCCUGUUAGUUAGUUUAGUAACACAACAUCCUGCUAGUUAGUUUAGUAACACAACAUCCUGUUAGUUAGUUUAGUAACACAACAUCCUGUUAGUUUAGUAACACAACAUCCUGUUAGUUUAGUAACACAACAUCCUGCUAGUUAGUUUAGUAACACAACAUCCUGCUAGUUAGUUUAGUAACACAACAUCCUGUUAGUUAGUUUAGUAACACAACAUCCUGUUAGUUAGUUUAGUAACACAACAUCCUGUUAGUUAGUUUAGUAACACAACAUCCUGUUAGUUAGUUUAUUAACACAACAUCCUGUUAGUUAGUUUAGUAACACAACAUCCUGUUAGUUAGUUAGUUUUGUAACACAACAUCCUGCUAGUUAGUUUAGUAACACAACAUGCUGUUAGUUAGUUUAGUAACACAACAUCCUGUUAGUUAGUUUAGUAACACAACAUCCUGCUAGUUAGUUUAGUAACACAACAUCCUGUUAGUUAGUUUAGUAACACAACAUCCUGUUAGUUAGUUUAGUAACACAACAUCCUGCUAGUUAGUUUAGUAACACAACAUCCUGCUAGUUAGUUUAGUAACACAACAUCCUGUUAGUUUAGUAACACAACAUCCUGUUAGUUUAGUAACACAACAUCCUGUUAGUUAGUUUAGUAACACAACAUCCUGUUAGUUUAGUAACACAACAUCCUGUUAGUUUAGUAACACAACAUCCUGUUAGUUAGUUUAGUAACACAACAUCCUGUUAGUUAGUUUAGUAACACAACAUCCUGUUAGUUUAGUAACACAACAUCCUGUUAGUUUAGUAACACAACAUCCUGUUAGUUAGUUUAGUAACACAACAUCCUGUUAGUUUAGUAACACAACAUCCUGUUAGUUUAGUAACACAACAUCCUGUUAGUUUAGUAACACAACAUCCUGUUAGUUAGUUUAGUAACACAACAUCCUGUUAGUUAGUUUAUUAACACAACAUCCUGUUAGUUAGUUAGUUUAGUAACACAACAUCCUGUUAGUUAGUUUAGUAACACAACAUCCUGCUAGUUUAGUAACACAACAUCCUGUUAGUUAGUUUAGUAACACAACAUCCUGUUAGUUUAGUAACACAACAUCCUGUUAGUUAGUUUAGUAACACAACAUCCUGUUAGUUAGUUAGUUUAGUAACACAACAUCCUGUUAGUUAGUUCGUUUAGUAACACAACAUCCUGUUAGUUUAGUAACACCACAUCCUGUUAGUUAGUUUAGUAACACAACAUCCUGUUAGUUAGUUUAGUAACACAACAUCCUGUUAGUUUAGUAACACAACAUCCUGUUAGUUAGUUAGUUUAGUAACACAACAUCCUGUUAGUUAGUUUAGUAACACAACAUCCUGUUAGUUAGUUUAGUAACACAACAUCCUGUUAGUUUAGUAACACAACAUCCUGUUAGUUAGUUAGUUUAGUAACACAACAUCCUGUUAGUUAGUUUAGUAACACAACAUCCUGUUAGUUAGUUUAGUAACACAACAUCCUGUUAGUUAGUUUAGUAACACAACAUCCUGUUAGUUAGUUUAGUAACACAACAUCCUGUUAGUUAGUUUAGUAACACAACAUCCUGUUAGUUUAGUAACACCACAUCCUGUUAGUAAGUUUAGUAACACAACAUCCUGUUAGUUUAGUAACACAACAUCCUGUUAGAUAGUUUAGUAACACAACAUCCUGUUAGAUAGUUUAGUAACACAACAUCCUGUUAGUUAGUUUAGUAACACAACAUCCUGUUAGUUAGUUUAGUAACACAACAUCCUGUUAGUUAGUUUAGUAACACAACAUCCUGUUAGUUAGUUUAGUAACACAACAUCCUGUUAGUUAGUUUAGUAACACAACAUCCUGUUAGAUGUAGUUUAUCUGGAGAUCUAUAGUAUCCAGAUCCAAUCAAACAUCCAGACGGAAAGAAGAAGAAGAAAUGGAGUGUUUAGAAGGUUAAAUGUUGCUGUGUUGCACUUUGUACCCGGUACUGACAGGGUGGUGAGGUAAUAUGGUGAUGAAUGUGUCUAGGAGGGGCAUGUCUUUUACCCCAAAGAGCAGAGAGAGAACUAGUGAAGAGGUAGAGAGAACUAGUGAAGAGGUAGAGAGAACUAGUGAAGAGGUAGAGAGAACUAGUGAAGAGGUAGAGAGAACUAGUGAAGAGGUAGAGAGAACUAGUGAAGAGGUAGAGAGAACUAGUGAAGAGGUAGAGAGAACUAGUGAAGAGGUAGAGAGAACUAGUGAAGAGGUAGAGAGAACUAGUGAAGAGGUAGAGAGAACUAGUGACUAUCAGAACCACACAUGCCUUAUCAAUAAUGACCUUCUCCCAAACACUACUUAUGGUAAACAUUGCUAGGAUGAUAACCAUUAUCUGAUCAAAUAAAUAGACGUUUAAGAGGAUUGUCAGUGUUUUCAAGUAUUGUUUUCUAUUUAUUUUUGAAAAUAAGAACCAUCCUGCAUAAUUUUCAUUGCUUCCUUCUGCGCUUGUUUUGGUGAUGCAGGACAGAAUUGAUUCAUAUUGUAGAAGAUGCAAUAAUGUAUUUAUCUUAAAGAAGAUAAUGUAUGUUGUCUUAUGGAGGAAAAGCACCAAUGCUAUUUUGUGCUUGUUAACGACACACACACACACACACACACACACACACACACACACACACACACACACACACACACACACAGGGUUUGAUGGCUCCCAGGGGUGAUGACUAGGUUUGGGUGGUUUCCAGAUUUGAACAUUGUCAUACCGUCCUUCUCUCAGCCUGAGAUUUACAGUAUUACCGGCUUAGUACACAAAGGGGUGUAAAAAAAACAAGCAAAAAAUACCAUUUGGCAUCUGUUACCAGAAUGCUAACAAAAGUAGCACAAGUAAUAGUGAAUUUCCAUGCCGGCUACUAGCUAAAUAUGCUAACGAGUGCAAAGACAGGCAAUCCAGCUCAUGAAGUUACACACAUAUAGGUAAGAGCUACCGAAUGUAAUUUUUGGUGAGUUUGGACAUUUACAAGCGAGUGUGAACAAAAGACAUUGUGCAAAAGAACAAAGUUUUGAUGCAUGCUUGUCUAGAGGAAGAACAGUACUGGCUCUGAAGCAGCAUGUCUACAUGCUGUGUCUGUGUGGAGUCUGGAGUCGCUAGAGCAACAAGCCUGCCUGCUCUGCUUGGAGAACAUAGGGGAGGAGCAGACGGGCUGAGAACGAAGAGGAGAAAAAACGCAAGGAUAUCAAAAGAUAGCAGUGGCAGCUGUACAAAUAAUUCAUCCAAAGAGCUAUGAUUUCUCAAACACGGCAGAAAGCUUACACAAUAAGUACGUUUACAUGCACAGUAAUAAGUCAAAAUUAAAUUCAUUAUGGCAGUAGGCGAGUAUGGCAUUAUUCUUACACUGCUUAUCUUAAUCGGCGUACGGUCAUAAUCGAAGUGAGCAUACGCUGAUUAAAACACCUGGUUUUCUGAUCAAUCUUUCAAAUGAUUAGGACACGUACAUGGUUUAAUCAGCGUUCCAGUGGGGUAGUUGAUCUGUGUAUGGUGCCAGCGCUGGUAACUCAAGCUGAGUGAAGUGAGUUCUGAAAAAGUGAAAGUGUAAAUAGUUUUCACAUACAAAAUCUUUGCAAAAAUAUCAUUGGUAAAAAGUUAGUUUUGAUUGGCGAUUUUCCGCAUUUAUCAAAGCAUGUAAACAUCUUGAACAAACGUUUGUAAUAACCUGACUAUCCACAAACGCAUUACUGUGUGCAUGUAACCAUGCUCAAUAUGAUGCCUCGUUACCGUAUCAAUUCAGUCACUUAGACUAGCAAGUUAAAUGUAGGGGGUGCAUUAACGCACGAUUCAUCAUUUUUUACGAAGGAAAAUAAUAUAAAAUGCAUAAGAAAUCUCUUGCUGUGUUUCGUAAAUGCAGAUCUAAAAUGGUUCUUAUUGUAAUUUCUGCUCGACGUCAGACUCAUUCUGUGCUUCAGUUGCACAUCUCCACUGGGAUGAGAAUUCAUGUGGUCAUUCUAUCAGCAGACAGCGUUCUGACUGAUGUGUUGCUACUUUUCUUCUGCACUUUUUCUCUAAGUGUAGCCAGCCUACUUUUCUCCGGUGAAAUUCAAGACGAACUUUAAGCUUAACAUUAGGAAAUGUAGCUGGCUACAUUCUUUCUAUGAUAAACAGAAAUAUGAUGGCCAUGCAUCAUUUUAGCUUUUUGAUUGUAGACUCAUUUACUUGUGGCUGCCAGCCAAGUAGCGUUGCACGUCUGUUAUCAUCUGAUGAAAAGGAGCCUAUUUUCUUCUGAAUGUGUUGGAUAAUGUCUUUUCUGUGAAGGAAAGCUUUAGUUGCACAUCCCUGAUCACUCUAUUGAAGCAAAAAAAAAACACUUGACUUUCAAUAUCAAAAGCGAUCCCUGUCAAUACACAGCCGCUUUCUCCCGUUGUGCUAUUUACAAACAAACACGACUGGCUCUACCGUUCUGGGGAACUAUGGUAAGCUUCAUAAUGUCAAAUAAUGUGACAGGUGAAAUGAAGAACGCAAUCUGCUUUCUCUACUAAAGUUUUGCACAAGUUAACUGCAAGUAUUUGCUUAAAAAGUAGAUACAAAUAUUUCUGUUAUUUAAAAACUUCCAGUUAAAAGUUUCGAUGGUAUUGACAGUGUUGAAAAACCAUUCCGUCACUAUUUCCAAAUACCCCGGUAUAAAACCCAAGCCCAGCGAUGAUCUCUGCUCCGUUGUUAGUGUGAUGAGGAUGAUACUGUGUUAUUCCUACCGACCCUCUAUAGUGAAAAGUUGGGGAGAAAAGGAAACCAAUAUGUACACUGCUCAAAAAAAUAAAGGGAACACUUAAACAACACAAUGUAACUCCAAGUCAAUCACACUUCUGUGAAAUCAAACUGACCACUUAGGAAGCAACACUGAUUGACAAUAAAUGUCACAUGCUGUUGUGCAAAUGGAAUAGACAACAGAUGGAAAUUAUAGGCAAUUAGCAAGACACCCCCAAUAAAGGAGUGGUUCUGCAGGUGGUGACCACAGACCACUUCUCAGUUCCUAUGCUUCCUGGCUGAUGUUUUGGUCACUUUUGAAUGCUGGCGGUGCUUUCACUCUAGUGGUAGCAUGAGACGGAGUCUACAACCCACACAAGUGGCUCAGGUAGUGCAGCUCAUCCAGGAUGGCACAUCAAUGCGAGCUGUGGCAAGAAGGUUUGCUGUGUCUGUCAGCGUAGUGUCCAGAGCAUGGAGGCGCUACCAGGAGACAGGCCAGUACAUCAGGAGACGUGGAUGAGGCCGUAGGAGGGCAACAACCCAGCAGCAGGACCGCUACCUCCGCCUUUGUGCAAGGAGGAGCAGGAGGAGCACUGCCAGAGCCCUGCAAAAUGACCUCCAGCAGGCCACAAAUGUGCAUGUGUCUGCUCAAACGGUCAGAAACAGACUCCAUGAGGGUGGUAUGAGGGCCCCGACGUCCACAGGUGGGGGUUGUGCUUACAGGCCAACACCGUGCAGGACGUUUGGCAUUUGCCAGAGAACACCAAGAUUGGCAAAUUCGCCAAUGGCGCCCUGUGCUCUUCACAGAUGAAAGCAGGUUCACACGCACAUGUGACAGACGUGACAGAGUCUGGAGACGCCGUGGAGAACGUUCUGCUGCCUGCAACAUCCUCCAGCAUGACCGGUUUGGUGGUGGGUCAGUCAUGGUGUGGGGUGGCAUUUCUUUGGGGGGCUGCACAGCCUUCCAUGUGCUUGCCAGAGGUAGCCUGACUGCCAUUAGGUACCGAGAUGAGAUCCUCAGACCCCUUGUGAGACCAUAUGCUGGUGCGGUUGGCCCUGGGUUCCUCCUAAUGCAAGACAAUGCUAGACCUCAUGUGGCUGGAGUGUGUCAGCAAUUCCUGCAAGAGGAAGGCAUUGAUGCUAUGGACUGGCCCGCCCGUUCCCCAGACCUGAAUCCAAUUGAGCACAUCUGGGACAUCAUGUCCAUGUCCAUGCACCAACGCCACGUUGCACCACAGACUGCCCAGGAGUUGGCGGAUGCUUUAGUCCAGGUCUGGGAGGAGAUCCCUCAGGAGACCAUCCGCCACCUCAUCAGGAGCUUGCCCAGGCGUUGUAGGGAGGUCAUACAGGCACGUGGAGGCCACACACACUACUGAGCCUCAUUUUGACUUGUUUUAAGGACAUUACAUCAAAGUUGGAUCAGCCUGUAGUGUGGUUUUCCACUUUAAUUUUGAGUGUGACUCCAAAUCCAGACCUCCAUGGGUUGAUAAAUUUGAUUUCCAUUGAUAAUUUUUGUGUGAUUUUGUUGUCAGCACAUUCAACUAUGUAAAGAAAAAAGUAUUUAAUAAGAAUAUUUCAUUCAUUCAGAUCUAGGAUGUGUUAUUUUAGUGUUCCCUUUAUUUUUUUGAGCAGUGUAUUAUGUUUUGAGUUUGAACAUUUCAUGGCUGACUUUCAAGAUGCGCAUCGUCAGUGCUUUGUGUGCUAACUGAAUUCAAUAAAGUUGUUUUUUUUCUUUCGGGAACAUUGUCUAGAUGAUAACCUGACGUUCCUCCACACUUCCUUCAGAAAUAGGAUAUAUCUCCGAGAAUCUCACACCUUGUUCAGACAUCAUUCAUUCAGUGUAUGCCUGUGAAUGUACAUAUCACUCAUCAAAUCCUGUCACAUUCUUUAUAUGCUCGUCAGUCACUUCACCCAUGUGUUCACCUUACAUUAGACAGAUCUAUUUCUGUACAAGGCAGCUAGCUAGUCUGAAUUAUUUGAGUAAAUGAUGAGUGUUGUCUGUAAGCAUCAUUAGCAUGUACACUACAUGACCAAAAAUAUGUGGACACCCGCUCGUCGAACAUCUCAUUCCAAAAUCAUGGGCAUUAAUAUGGAGUUGGUCUCCCCUUUGCUUCUAUAACAGCCUCCACUCUUCUGGGAGGCUUUCCACUAGAUGUUGGAACAUUGAUGCGGGGACUUGCUUCCAUUCAACCACAAGAGCAUUAGUGAGGUCGGGCACUGAGGCCUGGCUCGCAGUCGGCGUUGGAAUUCAUCCCAAGGGUGUUCGAUGGGGUUGAGGUCAGGGCUCUGUGCAGGCCAGUCAAGUUCUUCCACACCGAUCUCGACAAACCAUUUCUGUAUGAACCUCACUUUGUGCACAGGGGCAUUGUCAUGCUGAAACAGGAAAGGACCUUCCCCAAACUGUUGCAACAAUGUUGGAAGACAGAAUCAUCUAGAAUGUAAUUUUAUGCUGUAGCCUUAAGAUUUACCUUUACUGGAACUAAGGGGCCUGAACCAUGAAAAGCCCCAGACCAUUGUUCCUCCUCCACCAAACUUUACAGUUGGCACUAUGCAUUGGGGCAGGUAGCGUUCUCCUGGCAUCCGCCAAACCCAGAUUCUUCGCCGUCAGUCUGCCAGAUUGUGAAGCGUGAUUUCUCGCGCCAGAGAUCGCGUUUCCACUGCUUCAGAGUCCAAUGGCGGCAAGUUUUACACCACUCCAGCCGACACGGCAUAGCACAUGUUGAUCUUAGGCUUGUGUGCAGAUGCUCGGACAUUGAACCCCAUUUCAUGAAGCUCCCAACGAACAGUUAUUCUGCUGACGUUGCUUCCAGAGGUAGUGAGAUUGUGAGUGAGUGUUACAACCGAGGACAGACGAUUGUUACGCGCUUCAGCACUUGGUGGUCGCGUUCUGUGAGCUUGUGUGACCUACCACUUCACGGCUGAGCCGUUGUUGUUUCUAGACGUUUCCACUUCACAAUAACAGCACUUACAGUUAACCAGGGCAGCUCCAACAGGGAAGAAAUGUGACAAACUGACAUGUUGGAAAGGUGGCAUCCUAUGACAGGGCCACGUUGAAAGUCCCUCAGCUCUUCAGUAAGGCCAUUCUACUACCAGUGUUUGUCUAUGGAGAUUGCAUGGCGGUGUGCUUGAUUUUAUACACCUGUCAGCAACGGGUGUGGCUGAAAUAGCCGAAUCCACUAAUUUGAAGGGGUGUCCACAUACCAUUUAUUUAUAUAUAUAUGACACUAUUAACGAGAUGUUUCUGUGUCUACUACCGUUGACCUUCGAGACCUCCCCCACCCUCCCUCCCUCAAGUUCUCCCCCGCCUCUGCUAUCGAGAUCUCCAUCUCUCCUGCUUCCGUCCCUGUCCUCCCCACCCCCCUCAAGAUCUCCAUCUUACCCACUGAGUCCUUCCCUGUCCUCCUCCCCUGCCCUUCCCACCCCUGUCAAGAUCUCCAUCUUACCCACUGAGUCCUUCCCUGUCCUCCUCCCCCCCUGUCCUUCUUCUCUCCCCACAUCCCCUGUCUUCCCCCGUGUCAUGUCUUUCCCCUGUGGCCAGACAGCAGCAGCAGGGAGGCACGACUCCCCCCCUCUCUUUCUGUAAUGAACUCCCCAGGCACCACAGAUCAACCUCAUCAUGGCAAAAUGGCUCCCAGGGAACCACAAACUAACACAGUCAAAACAAACAUGAGUAAACAGGUGGAAUUGAUACUGGGGUUGUGUCUGUGUUUCACAGCUCUAAUCAGAGCCAUAGUAAAAUGGGGAAAUUGGGCAUUCACCAUUAAAACAAACUGUUCUUUUUUGGGGGGGUCCUCUGUAGCUCAGUUGGUAGAGCAUUACAUUUGCAAUGCCAGGAUAGUGGGUUUGAUUCCCGGGACCACCCAUACGUAAAACAGUUGUGUACGUAUGACUAAGUCACUUUGGAUAGAGUGUCUGCUAAAUGGCAUAUUUAGUUUAUAUAGAUGAAACAUUAGAUUGUGUGAAUGUUGACUACUGUUCAUUGGUAAUGUUUAGUUGAAUGAUAGAGAAUGAUAGAGGACUCUUCUGUGUAUCUGUCCCAUUAUGGUGUCUGUGAGAGCAUGGGCAGCGCCAUUGAGGCCAUCUCCAUUUUUGAAGUGGUCAGUGUUCUUCUACUAUUUCUAUGAGUUGGGGAAACAAAGUGAAAGGGUGCAUACUGCCACCUAGAGUUAGUUGUUUGAACAGGUAUAAAUCCUACUGUGUGUUGUCUGGAUGAUAUCCUGACGUCUCUCAGAAAAUCUCACACUUCAUUCAGUGUAUAUAUGCCUGUGACUGUCCAAAUCACUCAUUGAAUGCUUUCACGUUCUUCAUAUGCUCCUCAGUUAAUUUGUACCUUCAACCAUGUGUUCACCAAACAUCACAAAAGCUGAAGAACAUACAGACAUCCAGGUUCUUUCCUCAGGUGCUGGAGUUGUAAACAAACUCAUGGAAACCAGAAAGGAAAACACUCAUCAUUGCAGCUUCAUGUACAAAAUCAACUCAUAUACCCAACCGCGCCCAGGAUUUAAGAUCAAAGGCCUGAUUACCUGCAUGUCCACCAAGGUUGUGUACAUGUUGAAAUGGUUAAACCUGUAGAAGCCUUAAGACACGGAUCAGUGAACACCGCAGCAAUAUACGGACAGGUGAGCCAAAAAAUCAGGUCGCUGCUCAUUUUGUACAAGCUGGACAUCCUAUUAGUUCUCUGAGAUACAGUGGAGUAGAAGACAUCCUAUUAGUUCUCUGGGAUAUAGAAGACAUCCUAUUAGUUCUCUGAGAUACAGUAGAGGAGAAGACAUCCUAUUAGUUCUCUGAGAUACAGUAGAGGAGAAGACAUCCUAUUAGUUCUCUGAGAUACAGUGGAGUAGAAGACCUCCUAUUAGUUCUCUGAGAUAUAGAAGACAUCCUAUUAGUUCUCUGAGAUACAGUGGAGUAGAAGACAUCCUAUUAGUUCUCUGAGAUAUAGAAGACAUCCUAUUAGUUCUCUGAGAUACAGUAGAGGAGAAGACAUCCUAUUAGUUCUCUGAGAUAUAGAAGACAUCCUAUUAGUUCUCUGAGAUACAGUGGAGUAGAAGACAUCCUAUUAGUUCUCUGAGAUACAGUGGAGUAGAAUACAUCCUAUUAGUUCUCUGAGAUACAGUAAAGUAGAAUACAUCCUAUUAGUUCUCUGAGAUACAGUGGAGUAGAAGACAUCCUAUUAGUUCUCUGAGAUACAGUGGAGUAGAAGACCUCCUAUUAGUUCUCUGAGAUACAGUGGAGUAGAAUACAUCCUAUUAGUUCUCUGAGAUAUAGAAGACAUCCUAUUAGUUCUCUGAGAUACAGUGGAGUAGAAGACAUCCUAUUAGUUCUCUGAGAUAUAGAAGACAUCCUAUUAGUUCUCUGAGAUACAGUGGAGUAGAAGACAUCCUAUUAGUUCUCUGAGAUACAGUGGAGUAGAAAUGGUCAAGAUAUCAAACAGGGGAGGGGACAAUGAGAGGAAACUUCUUCAAAGGGAAUCUUUCUGGAUCCACAGUCUCAACACACUGUCUCCUCUUGGCCUUAACGAGGAGUUUGACUUGAAACCGUUUUUAUAGUUUCAAAAUGUCCAAAUUGUGUUGUUUUUAAAAAUCCUAAUUGCAUGUAUAUUACUGUACUUAUUGAUCACAUUCCCUGUGUAUGAUCAUAUAUUUUGAUACAUUGAAUGUUAAUAUUGUGAAACUAUGUUAUAAUUUUUUUUUUACCCCCAUGUUUCAGGAAGUGAUGUCACUGAGUACUGUCCCUAUAUAUAGGACCUUCCACCCCCACCUGGGAUAUGGGAGCCUGAUGAAGACCUAAGGGUGGAAACGUUGUUAGAAAUAAAGAUUACCUGGGAGCAUGA